CGCCGGCAUCACCGCUGCAGCUAGCCGUGAGCACCACCUGCUGCCACCUGCUGCCUGCUGAAAACCCUUUUGGCGGGCCGUUUGGGUGCACAGGGAGCAGACCUGUGAAUCCAUCCAUCGCUCCAGCAGAUUCACAGCGCCCGGGCGGAGAGGGCGCGCCGGAGGCAGCGCCAGCCCGGCGCCAGCCAGCGGCGCGGCAGCGGCACGUUCCCCGACCGGAGGGGCCCUUCAGCGCCAUGGUGCAGCCCCAGGUCAGCCAGUAUGAGCUGCAGCGGGCGCAGCGCAUUGCGGAGAACAGGCGCAAGAUGGAAGAGGUGGGGCUGGUGGAGGCGUCCCGCAAGUUCACAUCGGCAGCGGCGGCGCCGCCGGUCGCGCUCGAGGCGGGGGCGGAGCGCCAGCCGCGCAAGAAGCGCCGGGUGCAGCCGUUUGGUUGCCUGCCGCAGGCGGCGCCUGCCGACCUGGAGCCCACCCGCCUGUCGCGGCGCCUGCGUGGAGAGACGGCACUGGAUCAGGAGGCGGCUGAGGCUGAGGCGCGGGCAGAGGUGGAGGCAGAGGGGUCGGCGCGGGCCCGCAGGGGCCUCACCCGCAAGCGCCUGGCGCUGGAGGAGGGCCAGCAGCUGGCGGCGCCCUUCAGCCUCUGGUCCAUCGGCGUGACUGUGUGGGAGCUGGGGAGCGUGCACCGCGGCGCGUGGGCCCACCGCUACUGGUCCUCCCCGGGCUGCCUGUACCACCAUGCCUACCCGGUGGGAUACCGCGCCACCAAGGUCCAGUUUGGGUGCACCUACGAGAUGCGGAUCGAGGAGGGCCCCGCCGGCCCGCUGUUCAAGGUGAUCGACCAGGACAGCGGCGCGGUGUUUGCCGGCUCCUCCCCCACCAAGCCCUGGACCGACGUGUGCGUGGCGCACCGCACCGGCCAGCGCAUCUCGGGGCCCCUCUUCUUCGGCUUCUCCGACCCGCUCACCCAGCGGGCCAUCGCCGCCAACCUGUACAGCCAAGAGGAGCUGAGGGCGGCGCUGCAGGGCGAGAAGCUGGAGAGCGCCGCCGCCACGCCCGAGGAGCAGGCGGCGCAGGAGUUUUGCGGGGUGGAGGGCGUGGGGGAGGCCACAGCCAUUGUGCUGGCACGCACCACCGCGCUGGGCGGCAGCCGGCACGCGGGGCUGGAGUCGUUGCGGGGCUGGGCCAGCGCCUCAGAGGAGAAUGCUCGGGCGCUGAGUGCCUACCUGGCCGGCAGCGAGGAGGUGCCGGAGAGCACGCGGCGCUGGCCUGCCUGGCGCCAGCGCCUGGUUCCGAAAAUAGUGCUGGCCGUGAGCGGCAGGUGGCUGGGCAGCGGGGCGCCGCCAGGGGCAGCAGAAGGAGCGGGCAAGCGCAGCAUAGAAGGGGGCGGGGUGGCAUUCGCUGUGGCGCAGCGCGCUGGCAGUGGGCCCAGCGAAGAACCUGCAGCGGGCGGCGAGCAGGAAGCAGCGGCACAUGGCAGCGGGCAGCUGGGCGGUGGCAGCGAGGAGGCAUCAGCUGGCACCUCGCGGCAAGCAGAAGCGGGCCGACCCGCAGCGGGCAGCCACCCAGCGCCUGGCAGCAGCGAGGCCCCGGCAAAGGAGAACAAGCAGCCGCCAAACCUGGCCAAGGCGCCGGCAAUAGCGUCUGCGGCAGCAGCAGCGGGCCUGCAGCGCGGCAUCCAGCGGAAGCGCAGCUGCAAGAGCAAGUGGUCUUGA
Messenger RNA from Chlorella variabilis, 1709 nucleotides. RefSeq lists its product as hypothetical. Gene Ontology annotation, cellular component: nucleus. The record is from RefSeq and is a predicted model, not a curated record. The coding region runs from base 237 to 1709 and encodes 490 amino acids. The transcript has 6 exons. Lineage: Eukaryota; Viridiplantae; Chlorophyta; Trebouxiophyceae; Chlorellales; Chlorellaceae.